GUUUAGAAGAUUAGAUAGAUUUGCGUAAACAUCCACGAUCUGAUCAUGUUGAAUGAAUUAAAAAUUUCGGUAUUUAAGAAACGAACUUUCCACCAGCAACGACUCAAAAUUGUACAUUUCCCCACUUUAUAACUAGUCCCUGGGUCGAUGCGUAAAUUGUACGAAAGUAAAAUUUGUCUAUUCGAUGUAAUCGAGUUGUUACUGCAUACCACUUAUCUACACGACGAGUAUCUAUAGUAUCUAAUUAUCUAUAGUAUCGAUUAUGCGAUAUUCAUUUUAUUCCAACGUAAAAUGGAGUAAAGCGUGCCGGUGUCCGGAAUAAAAAUGUAUCCAGCGACCUUAGGCGAACGCGGCGAAGAAGAAGCGAAUCCCCUCGGGGUUUACGAAGGCGAAAGGAACGACAGGGGCGAGAGACACGGAUAUGGAAAAGCUUUGCUUCCAAAUGGCGACGUGUACGUCGGUCGGUAUUGCAAGGGGUUGAGGCACGGCAAAGGGCUUUACGUGUUCAAAAUCGGUGCUCGAUACGACGGCGAAUGGAGACAGAGCUUCAAGUAUGGCCAAGGAACCUUUUGGUAUCCCGAUGGAACGCGAUACGAGGGAGAGUGGAGACGCGACACGAAAUAUGGUUUCGGCGUGUACUAUUACGCGAAUGGUGACAUCUACGAAGGUUCGUGGAAGAAGAAUUUUCGACACGGCAUGGGCUCUUAUCUCUACGCCGAUACGAACACCAAAUUCAUGGGUACAUGGAUCGUGGAUCGUAUGCAAGGACCCGGCCAAUUGAUCCAUCCUCGACAUCGCUUUCACGGAUUCUGGGAAUUAAAUUUACCUUAUGGUCGCGGAUGCUUCACUUUUGAAAAUGCUUGCAUGCAACACGGUCACUACGUUCAUGUCAAUGAUCCGGAAGUCGUCGAGACGACACAGGUGGAAACUAUCGAUGAGAGGCCAACGGAGGAGAAAAGUGAAGCACAACCACUGAAACCGUCACCUUUGAAGAAAGGAGUUAUUCCGUUAUGGCGCGCGCGUUGCAUUACGCCGUAUAAUCCUGAUCUGUUACCACCAGAGCCGGUUCCUUUACAGGAAGAGGUGUCACUGGACUCCAUAGUAGAUAAAUGUUCAGAAGAGUUGUCGGAAAGGGAACAAUACUUGAAAUAUCCAGGGGAGUAUCGCGGAGAAGAAGAGGAGUAUUACGAAGAGAUCGAUCAUGUUAGACCAUCCAUUGAAACAAUUCAAGAGAAAUAAAGCAGUAUAAAAUAA
Hylaeus anthracinus is the source of this 1254-nucleotide messenger RNA. RefSeq names its product radial spoke head 1 homolog. The record is from RefSeq and is a predicted model, not a curated record. Gene Ontology annotation, biological process: spermatid development; axoneme assembly. Gene Ontology annotation, cellular component: motile cilium; nucleus. The transcript is spliced from 6 exons. Lineage: Eukaryota; Metazoa; Arthropoda; Insecta; Hymenoptera; Colletidae. Bases 325 to 1239 code for a protein of 304 amino acids.